Closterium sp. NIES-65 is the source of this 4722-nucleotide messenger RNA. Lineage: Eukaryota; Viridiplantae; Streptophyta; Zygnematophyceae; Desmidiales; Closteriaceae. The record is from the annotation of a GenBank genome assembly.
AUGUCGACUAAACUGCAGGUCUCGAAGGCGGUGACCAAGAAAAACACAGCCACGGGUGGCCCCGUGCAAAGUCCAGGCAAGGUGCAGAAUGGUACGAAGAAGAAGAGCACGGAGGCUGCACCCAAACCCCGGACAUCUAGCGGUGACGGCCCUCCUGGUGGCGAGGUUCGCAAGUCCAGCCGCCCUCGAAAGGCGAAAGUGUGGUUUGAGGAAGGGGCGGAUGCUACCGAAGAAGGUGCUGAUCCUGUUAAGUAUGUCGGGAACAACCUUGAUGGCGAGGAUGUGGACAACCAGAAACACGAGGACGAAGCUGAGGCCAACGGCAAGUCGGGUGACGUGGGCGAAAACGAGGUGGACGAGGCAGUAGACGAGGCCGGCGACGAGCCGGAAGAGGAAGACUUGGCGGAGGACGAUGCUGAAGAGAAGGCGGAUGAAGAGGAGGGUGACGAGGCGGAGGAAGAGGAGGGUGACGAGGCGGAGGAAGAGGAGGGUGACGAGGCAGAGGAAGAGGAGGGUGACGAGGCGGAGGAAGAGGAGGAUGAUGAGGCGGAGGAAGAGCAGGAUGACGAGGUGGAGGAAGAGGAGGACGAGGAGUCUGAGGAAGGGCAGGGGGAUGAGGACGAGGCUGAGAAGGGAAGUGAGAAAGGCGAUUCGGCGGAAGUGGGGGAAGGUGCGGAUGCGCACAAGCCUCAAAUCACAAGAAAGGGUAGCUUUGACGAGAUGCUGGAAGAGCAGGGUGACGCUGAUGACGAAGACAUGGAGGAUGAGGCUGUGGCUGAGGAACGUGCUAUGCUGCUUGGGAAGCUGAAGGCACUCGAUGAGAUCAAGGAACCCGUUGUCAGCUCGAAGCCUGCUAGAAAGGGUGUGAAACGUCUUCCGCGUUCAGAACCCUCUAAGGUUCCUGCUAAGCCACCGCGAGGGAAAGAUGCAGUCACAUCGGCUAAGGGAAAGGAUAAAGUUCUGGCGACCGAUAGUAUUCUCGGUGGGAAGUCGAAACGGGAGUUCGCCUUGGUGGUUGGCGGUGCGCAGAAAAAGCAGAACACCGGUGAAGUGUCGGCCAAACCGAAGUCAACUCCUACGGCAGCAGGCGCUGGGACCAGCGGGGGAAAGGCCAAGGCAGGCGCUGGGGCAAGCGGGGUAAAGGCCAAGGCAGGCGCUGGGGCAAGCGGGGUAAAGGCCAAGGCAGGCGCUGGGACCAGCGGGGUAAAGGCCAAGGCAGGCGCUGGGACCAGCGGCGUAAAGGCCAAGGCAGGCGCUGGGGCUAAACCGACCUCUAAGGAGGCCAACACAAAAACCAAAGGUCAGACUUUUGCCGCAUUGUAUAGCACUGCGGGAUGGUACCACUUUUUAUUCGUGGCAUGCUUGCUGAUGUCACGUCGCUUUCCAUCCUUCCCUGCCGUCGCUUUCCUCCCAUCCAUGCCGUCACCGUCAUCCCAUCCCUGCCGUCACCUUCAUCCCAUCCCUGCCGUCCCCUUCAUCCCAUCCCUGCCGUCACCUUCAUCCCAUCCCUGCCGUCACCUUCAUCCCAUCCCUGCCGUCACAUUCAUCCCAUCCCUGCCGUCCCCAUCAUCCCAUCCCUGCCGUCCCCUUCAACCCAUCCCUGCCGUCACCUCUGACCCGUCUCUCAGUCACCUUUCCUCCAUCUCUUCCGUCCCGUAUACAAUCAACAGCUCCCAAUCAGUACUCUGGAGCUGCACCACCGGUGAAGGCCUAGGGAGGCAUAGGGUGGUGAGGCUUUACCUAAACCCCAACUCCCCUCUGCUUGCCUGCCCACUCUCCCCUCAACCCGAAACCACACCUGCUACCCUAAAUACAGGCCUAGGGAGGCAUAGGGAGGUGAGGCUUUACCUAAACCCCAACUCCCCUCUACCUGCCUGCCCACUCUGCCCUCAACCCGAAACCCCACCUGCUACCCUAAAUCCAGGCCUAGGGAGGUUUAGGGAGGUGAUGCUUUACCUAAACCCCAACUCCCCUCUGCUUGCCUGCCCACUCUCCCCUCAACCCCAAACCCCACUUGCUUCCCCUUCCAGGCAUAGGGAGGUGAGGCUUUACCUAAACCCCAACUCCCCUCUGCUUGCCUGCCCACUCUCCCCUCAACCCCAAACCCCACUUGCUUCCCCUUCCAGGCAUAGGGAGGUGAGGCUUUACCUAAACCCCAACUCCCCUCUGCUUGCCUGCCCACUCUCCCCUCAACCCCAAACCCCGCUUGCUUCCCCAUCCAGGCAUAGGGAGGUGAGGCUUUACCUAAACCCCAACUCCCCUCUACCUGCCUGCCCACUCUGCCCUCAACCCGAAACCCCACCUGCUACCCUAAAUCCAGGCCUAGGGAGGCAUAGGGAGGUGAGGCUUUACCUAAACCCCAACUCCCCUUUGCUUGCCUCCCCACUCUCCCCUCAACCCCAAACCCCACUUGCUUCCCCAUCCAGGCAUAGGGAGGUGAGGCUUUACCUUAACCCCAACUCCCCUCUUGCUUGCCUGCCCACUCUCCCCUCAACCCGAAACCCCACCUGCUACCCUAAAUACAGGCCUAGGGAGGUUCUGGCCUCGUUGCGUGCGCUCUUUCAGCACAACGAUGCCAGCACCAGAGGGGUCUUUUUCGAGCAGCUGUCCUCAACUAGGACUUCUAUCAACGGCUGGAUGAGAAAGGUGGCACUCACGGCGUUGGGUCGGCAGGCGAACAAGUGCUACUUGGGGAGGUUACCAGCAGAUCUGCUUGCCCCACUCGAGUUCUACACGGAUGAGGAGCUCAUUGCACGUUACAAGGAUGGGGAGAGGGGGCUGGCAUGGCAUCGGGAGCUCCUCAUCCCUUUCGGCAGCCUCAUCUUCUCGGUGUCCAUCAAGUUGGCUUUGGCGCGUCGUGGGGUCAAUUCUGAGAAGAUUAAGACCCGCCAGCUGGGUUGGAUCCUAUAUGCGUUUGAGUGGCCAAUCCUCAACAACGCGCCUGAUGGGAAGUUGAGUGGCAAGUGGGAGUACAAUCGGAUCCAGUACGAGGAGAUGUGCACCCGUGUGAAGCGGGAGGUCGAGAUCGCUGUCAUUGACCAUGGUGUCCCAUACGCCAAAAACACGAACACAUUCAACUUCCCCAACGGCGUCUACAUCGACGCGUCUGACAUGGAGACCCUUGUCAGCAGGGUGCAGGUAACAUUGCUGAAUUCCUCCCAUCUCAUCCGUCCCCUUCCUCCCAUCUCAUCCGUCCCCUUCCUCCCAUCUCAUCCGUCCCCUUCUUCCCAUCUCAUCCCUCCCCCCUCUUCCCAUCUCAUCCGUCCCCUUCCUCCCAUCUCAUCCGUCCCCUUCCUCCCAUCUCAUCCGUCCCCUUCUUCCCAUCUCAUCCGUCCCCUUCUUCCCUUCUCAUCCGUCCCCUUCCUCCUAUCUCAUCCGUCCCCUUCCUUCCAUCCCCUUCCGUCCCCUAUGCCUCUUUGCACAGGCUGCACGACCUGCACCAGCCCGGGUUGUCACCCCAAACCCGUAAUCACGGAGGUUAGCAGCAGCACUAGGGGGAUCGGUGCAGGGCGUAGCAGUGGCAGUAGCAACCUGCAGGAGCAGCACGGAGACAGGGGCGUAGCAGUGGCAGUAACAACUAGUAGCCGCAGCAUGGGGACAUGCGGAGCAGCAGUGGCAGCAACGGGACAGGUGCGGAGCAGCAGCGGCAGCAUGGGGACAGGUGCUGAGCAGCAGGGGCAGCAGGGGGACAGGUGCGGAGCAGCAGGGGCAGCAGGGGGACAGGUGCGGAGCAGCAGUGGCAGCAUCGGGACAGGUGCGGAGCAGCAGUGGCAGCAUGGGGACAGGUGCGGAGCAGCAGUGGCAGCAUGGGGACAGGUGUGGAGCAGCAGGGGCAGCAUGGGGACAGGUGCGGAGCAGCAGUGGCAGCAUGGGGACAGCUCCAGCAAUGGCGUUGCGGGAUUCUACAACGGGACCUACUUAAUCGGCGCCUCAUCUGAGCCAAUCAGCGCCGACAAGGAGAUCGCCACGAUCCCCAAGAUCACCGUCCCUCUCGCUAUUGUCACGUACAGCUUCUUCGUGACAAAAGCCGCGGGAGCCAAGCCGCUUGUUCUCAACGCCAAGCAAUCGUUUGAUAUCAUCUCCGGCGCGACAACUUCCUGGGCCGAUGUUCCCGGCGCGGCCGCCGCGAAACUCACCGGCCCGAUCACGCGCGUCGCGCGCAGCACCAAAGUCGCGACGACGGCGAUCGUCCAGCAGAUGUGGUUGAAGGCCGGCGCGGGCUACCCCGCCGGCGGCGACACCACCGGCAAGCCCUUCACGUACGCCGGCCUCACUUUCGCCGCGACGAACGGCGAUAUGUGCACCAAAAUCGCCGGGACGCCCGGCAGCAUCGGGUAUUCGCACACUGGCGGAUGCAAGAACAAGGCUGGUGUGGCGGAAGUGGCUCUGAAGAACAGGAAGAACGUGGCCAUCUCUUCUCUGAGCUGGAACCCCAUUGUCGCCCUUCCCGCAAAGGUUCCUGCUCCGGACAAGACCUGGGACUCCGUCGAUCUGAUCUGGAACGCGAACGCCAAGGCGCCUCCCAUGGUUUCCAUGCAAUAUUCUUUCAUAAAGAAGAAUCUCAAGAAACCCAAGGUCCCUAACGGUGCAGUUGCAAAGGCGUUUCUGCUGUUCAUCCUUCCCAAGGCGGGCCAGAAGGCAUCUACCAGCGGCUUCCUGCCAGUUCCGGCCAAGUGGUGGGCUCCUUCGUAUACGGCCAUCAAUAACACUGUUCUUGUGUAG